Cervus elaphus (red deer) is the source of this 1819-nucleotide messenger RNA. RefSeq lists its product as uncharacterized. The coding region runs from base 1 to 624 and encodes 207 amino acids. The transcript has 3 exons. Lineage: Eukaryota; Metazoa; Chordata; Mammalia; Artiodactyla; Cervidae. The record is from RefSeq and is a predicted model, not a curated record.
AUGGUUCAGCAGGCCGCCUCUCUUUCCGGAUCCCUUCAUUCUCUUACAAAGGAGCCAGGCACCCCUCCUUGGCCCUGGAGACCGGCGAGCAGCGGAACAGACAGUCGUCUUCCACAGGACUUUCUAGGAGCCUGCACGUUCCUGGAGGAGGCCAACAAUGAACAAGUAAACAAACAACGUAAGAAAGAGCACUUCGGAUGCCGCUCAGGAUAUGCUGAUAAAGGAAGGCCCCGCCUGGCCUCCCACUUCCCAGUCGCCCCGGGGAGCGGCCUGGUCUCGGCUCUCAGGAUGUGGAGGCUGCAAAUAGCUCGGCAGCUGCAGCCGGGAGCCGCCGGGAAGCGCGCCAGCCGCCGCCUCGCGGGCCCGGAGCCGCCGCGCCGAGCGCCCAGAGCCCACCGAGGCCGCCUUGCCUGCGCGGAGCCCCCUGCACCGUGCGCCCCGGGGCUAUGGAGGAGCCCGAUCGCUGCCCGCCUCCACGACGGCCAGCACCAGGGAUCCCCGGUUCUGCACGAAGUGAGGGGGGACGGGCCCCCUCUCUGCGCAGAGCUGACUCCACCUCUCGGGGGUCUCGGUGCCUGGCCUGACCCCAGAGAGUCGUUCAGCCUUUUGACAUCAUCGCCUUAAAAUAUUUUUUCUCUUGAGUUUCCUGCUAGUGACAAGACUCACAUUCUCCUCUGGCCACACUCCUAAAACUUGAAAACCUAAGUCUUAUUUAGACAGCACCAUGGAAAGUUUCUUUUUAUAUCUUUUUGUUUGAUUGUUUUGUUUUUUUGACCGUGAGUCUUGCAAGAUCUUAGUUCCCCGACCAAGGAUCGAACGCACGGCCGGAGUGAGAGCUCCGGGUCCUAUUAACCACUGGACUUCCAGGGGAUUCCCACAACUUCAGUCUUUUAAGAAGGAGGCUUGGAAGGAAAUUUAAACGGACCCCUUGCUCUGCCCACAAGCGGUUGAAACAGGGAUGGGUCCUGGUCGCCCCCAGCCCUGGGCUCUUCUCCCCCAAAGGAGAGUGGGAGGUGACACUUGGGGGCGCAGAGCGUUGUUGGAGCCCAGGGUCCUCCCGUUUCUCGAAGUUGGGUACAGUUGCCUUCCAAGGGACAGGUCGCUUCCCCCCAGCCCCUCCCUGGUGCCUGCUGCCAGAAGAACUUCCGGUCCCUUCCAAGGUCAAGGUCAAGUUGCCCUGUCUUGGGUGGCAGGAGCCCGGCCGGUCCCACCCAGGCAGUGAGCCUGGGGGCUGCUGGCAGAGCCCGAACCCCACCCAGACAUUGCUGGGGGUGGGCGGGUCCUUGGAAGGAGACAAACUGCUCUCCUGAGCAUUGAAGCAACUUCAAUCAUUGAUGGACUGCCCAAUCAACGAAUUAAAAUUGCAAAACACCCUGCCUGGUGCCCCCUUUUGCACAGAUGCUAGAAGGUUCGAAUGAGAAGGGCUGUGAGGCGUCAUCCACCACGAAGCUCUCGUUUUACAAGUGAGGACAACGCAGCCCAGAGCCAUAAGGUGACUGGCCAGAGCCCACGGCCAAUCCCAGAGAGGUCAUCUCAAGACUGGACUUUGACCUCCGCAUCCAGGCUCUGGCUAGUCUCGUUAUCUGUGAGGCUUUUUCUCCUGUGAAAAAACCAGUCUAUCUGCUUACACUAUGAGAAGCCAUAACAGCUGGAUUUGCCUCUGUGGCCUUUCGUGGGUGGUGGCCUCCUAAGCCUCUCAUAGGUGGAGAAGCGGGAUUAUGAUUCUAAGAUGAUGAACUGAGGACCCCAGCAGGGCUCUCCUCUGCCUCCCCUUUUCUGUUCUGCUGUAGCAGAUACCCUAAAAGAGACAGGUACCCAA